Molecule: messenger RNA, 321 nt
Organism: Morchella sextelata
Lineage: Eukaryota; Fungi; Ascomycota; Pezizomycetes; Pezizales; Morchellaceae
Exons: 8
Coding region: 1-321 (106 amino acids)
Source: RefSeq, a predicted model, not a curated record
AUGGGCAAGGAGAGGAGUAUCGGGGGCCUUUUGGGUGUGAGGAGGUCUUGGGUCCGUGUUCGAAGAAUUCUCCAAGAACAUGAUACCUGCCUGAUCGUUGGUCCCGCAUUUUCCUUUGUUUUUUGUGGGGCGUUUGGGAGGGGGGAUGUGAUCAUGACAGAGUUCUGGAGGGGCGUGACAAAGAAGAGUACCACUUCCAGCUCUCCCCAGAUCCGCGAGGACUGCGGGGGAGAAGAUGGAAGUGUUCAGGACUUUGGAGUGGGUGCGACGAGGGCGGGUACUACCCCGAUUUUCUUUUUAUCCGGGGCGCAAGGCUGCUAG